Messenger RNA from Maudiozyma saulgeensis, 708 nucleotides. The record is from the annotation of a GenBank genome assembly. Lineage: Eukaryota; Fungi; Ascomycota; Saccharomycetes; Saccharomycetales; Saccharomycetaceae.
AUGGGAGCGUCGAGGGAUGCGAUGGCGGCUGGGUGGGUGGUGUUGGAGGUGGAUGAGCAGACUGGCAAUUGGGUUAAAAGGAUGGAAGUCGCAAGAGUGAGUGAUAUCGGUCGUGCCUGUAAGACGCUGCUGGCUGCGUUCCACGACAGUCGUGCCAAUGAUUUCAUAAAUUGUAAAUUCCAGGACGUUCCGCUGCAGAAGCCAUUGGAAUCCCAGUCAGUUGCAGACAAAUUGACUGAAAAUACAGUUAUGUUCUACCAUGAACGCAAUGCGGAACUCGUUUACACGGGAGAUUAUUCUACUGUAGCGAUAUGGACCGUGCCGGGCCAUCAUGUCGAUGUGGGUCGUACGAAAGACGAAACAUUCAAUUCGAUCUUCCUAGAUGAAUCUCAGAAAAUUAAGGAAACGGUCAUUCCAAAGGGAAUGGAUUACUACUACCUGUUUAUGAUUGGAAGGGACCCCGAAUCGCACGAGAAGGGGACAGUGAGAGCAAUGUUUGAUCACUAUAUUAAUAGAGCAAACGUUGAAAAGUGUGCUUUGGUCCUGGAGGCAAUUAGUGAACACGCAAGGGAAGUCUAUGAACAUUUUGGUUUUGUUAACUACAAUACUUUCCAUUACGGUGUCGGAGAAGUUAACUCGUUGGGUCAAUUGGACCCACACGGUGAAGGCCACACAGGUUAUCUAAUGAUUUAUUUACCAAAGGAUUAA